Messenger RNA from Mytilus trossulus (common blue mussel), 1200 nucleotides. RefSeq lists its product as uncharacterized. Gene Ontology annotation, molecular function: nucleic acid binding. The coding region runs from base 1 to 1200 and encodes 399 amino acids. Gene Ontology annotation, biological process: DNA integration. Lineage: Eukaryota; Metazoa; Mollusca; Bivalvia; Mytilida; Mytilidae. The transcript has a single exon. The record is from RefSeq and is a predicted model, not a curated record.
AUGUACGGAGAUAUCAUAAAGGAGCAGGAGAGAAGACAUUUUAUUGAAAAGGUUGAGGAAACAAAACUUCCUACCAAUCGACCCGUACACUAUAUCCCGCAUCAUCCUGUUUCCAAGGAAUCAUCUACUACGCCAAUACGCAUUGUUUAUGAUUGUAGCUGCAAAGAUGGAAGAGAUAAUCCAAGUCUAAAUGAAUGCUUAGAAUCACACCCACCUGUUAUGAAUGAUAUUACGGGAAUACUUAUGAGAUUUCGCGCUAAGAAAUAUGCUACAACAUCAGAUUUAGAAAAGGCAUUUCUACAAAUACAGCUCGACGAGAAAGACCGAGAUGCAACCGAAACUGAACGAAAGAAAGAUUUGUUACGUAGUGAUGAAAUUGAAAAUGCAAAAUUCCUAUGGAUAAGAUAUACACAAGGUAAAAUAUUUAGUGACGAAAUAAAUUGUAUAGAUAAUUCUACAAAACGUAAAACACUUGUGCGACAAUUAAAAAAACUCUUUCUAGACGAAAAGCAAUUAUUACGAUGUGGUGGCCGCCGAAUAGACAAUGCGACAGUAGGAGAAACAGUCAAGUUUCCAUAUCUGUUACCGGCAAAGGACCGUCUCACACAUUUGAUAGUGUUAGAAGCACAUGAGAAUACACUACAUUCAGGAAUAAAUAUCACUCUAGCAUACAUACAACAAACAUUUUGGAUUCCGAAAUUAAGACAGUGCGUCAAAUCUAUAUUGAUGAAAUGUGUAACGUGCCGAAAAGUAAUCGGAAAAUCUUAUCCCGCACCAGAAAUUCCACCAUUACCAAAAGAGAGAGUUCAAGAUGCCACACCCUUUAGCAUAACCGGUGUAGACUUCACAGGUGCGCUAACGACAAGAAACAGACACAACGAAGAAUCGAAGGUUUACAUUUGCCUAUUUACAUGUGCUGUCACUCGAGCCGUACAUUUGGAAUUAGUUUACGAUCUCAGCGAAGAAUCUUUUUUAUUGUGUUUCCGGAGAUUUGUAAGUCGACGAUCAGUGCCAAAAAUAAUGAUGUCAGAUAAUGCGCUAACAUUUAAAGCUGCUUCAAACGAAAUUUCACGACUUUGCAAUUCUAGAAAAGUUAAAGAAAAUAUUCAGAAUUAUGGCAUUGAAUGGAAGUUCAUCCCAAAUAGAGCUCCAUGGUUCGGAGGCAUGUGGGAAAGAAUGAUUGGCUUAAGAAAAUAUUAG